Rattus norvegicus (Norway rat) is the source of this 1592-nucleotide messenger RNA. NCBI's taxonomy places the organism in Eukaryota, Metazoa, Chordata, Mammalia, Rodentia, Muridae. The record is from RefSeq and is a predicted model, not a curated record.
GAUAGCUUUGCCUGGGUGAGGCCCUGAAGUCACAGCUGCAUCACAAUGUCUGAAUGUCCCAGCAGCAGGGAAAGGCCCACAGUACCCAGAUGAGACCACAACACCUUGCAAAGGGGGAGGGGGAGGAGGAGCACUGUGGCCUCCCUCAGAGACACCAGAAAGGGACAUGUUCAAGCAAGAUCUACUGAUCCUGAAUAAACACACUUGGGACCUGCCACAGAUGCCUAGACUGUCACCAGAGAGCACGCAAACCUUGAGGAAAGACCAGAGCUGCCUGCCCUGCUGUUUCCAGAGCCCUGAGCCAGGUGUGUCCAGGUCACCACAGCACAAUGGACAACACCCCCAUCAUCUGUGACUAUGGCUCUGGCUUCAGUAAGGUGGGCUUUGCAGGAACUCGAGUCCCUCUGGCUGUCUUCCCCACCAUCCUUGGGAAAAUGAAAAAUGCCACCCUGCUAGAGAGGUUGGAAGAAGAAGACUGGUUUAUUGGAGCUGAGGUCCAGAAUAAUCGACCAAAGCUGAACAUACACUACCCCAUCUUCCGGGGAGCUAUCACCAAUUGGGACAAUGUACAGAAGGUUUGGCAUUACUCCUUCUACCACUACCUUCGCAUUGCCCCUGAGCAGCACCCUAUCUUGGUAACAGAUCCACCAUUAACCACCAAGGAAGCUAGAUCCAAAAUGACUCAGAUCCUAUUUGAAACCUUCAACUUCCCCGCCCUGUACCUGGCUAAUCAAGGAGUCCUCUCCCUUUACGCUUCUGGCAGAACCUCUGGAACAACUAUUGAAUCUGGAGACGGGAUGACCUACUUUGUGCCCAUCGCUAACGGCUAUCCUUUGCACCUGUCAACCACCAAGGUGGACACAGCUGGCCAAGACCUGACUGUGUAUCUCAUGAAACUGCUGUCAGACAAUGGGAAUAUGUUAGAAACCACAGCUGACCUUGAGCAUGUCCGAGACCUGAAAGAAAAAUGCUGCUAUGUGGCGCUAGACUACGACAUGGAGAUGUCAAAAACUUCAGAAUCCUCCUUCCUGAAGAAAUUCACAUUACCAGAUGGCAAGGAAAUCAGUCUAGGGCAGGAGACUUUCAUGUGCCCAGAGGUGCUCUUCAACCCCAGCCUCGUGGGGAAAAACUACCCAGGGAUCGACAUGCAAGCCCAGCAGAGCAUCACGUCCUGCGAUAAAUCCCACUGGAGGAAUCUUUUCGGUUAUAUCAUACUGUCUGGUGGUACCGGUACCUGUUCAGGCCUACGAUUCCGGCUGCAGAGAGAGAUAGCAAAGCUAGUCUCUCCAGAGCUUUCUGUGAAGGUAGUUACCUCUCCGUAUGCCAAGUAUGGUGCCUGGGUAGGCGCCUCCAUCUUGUGUUCCCUCCCUAUGUUCAAGGACAUGUGGAUCACAAAUCAUGAGUAUUUGGAAAUUGGCCCUUCUGUCAUAUGUAGAAGAACCUUCUAAGUGGUGGCUUUCAGGUUCCAUCGCCUGGCCCAACAUCACCAUGCCCAGGCUGAGCCUCAGCCAUACUGACCAGGGCAUAAUCAAGAAAAGCUCAUAGCAAGGCCCCCUUUCUCCCGAAGGACAGUAAAAGUGUGUGACAAGGGC